Messenger RNA from Lactuca virosa, 2890 nucleotides. The record is from the annotation of a GenBank genome assembly. NCBI's taxonomy places the organism in Eukaryota, Viridiplantae, Streptophyta, Magnoliopsida, Asterales, Asteraceae.
GAGAAUCCAAAAUAACCCACAAUGGGCCCCACAUAUGCACAGAUUGCAAAAUCUCCAUCACUCCAUGCAUGAUGCAACACGGCCGAAGCCCAUCCACUUUCACAUGCUGAUGCAUCAGUUAAUUUAUCACGGUUCUCUUGGCGCCUAGAACUCUGUGACUCUCUACCCCAUUAUAGAUCUAAAAUCUCACAAAGGGUUCUUGUUUCUUGAUUAUUAAUCCAGAAACCAUACAAGAAAAAUGGUUUAUACACUGCCUGGAAUUCGAUUGAAUACUCUUCCAUCAAUUUCACACUCUGGUGCUGAUCGGAGGAGUACGGUUGCUGCUUCUAGCUCUACAAAUCUGUCACUCUUGUUGAGGAAAAGUUCAUUAAGUCGGAAGUUUAUAGCUGGAAGAUCUGAAUCCCAAUCAUUUAUAGUUAGUGCAACAGAGAAAGUGAUUGAUAAUUCUUCUUCAACUGAGCAAUUAGAAGCACUUGAUGCAGAUUCUGAACAUUCCAAAAUAAAUCUUGAUGAAGAACAACUUGAUGAAAUGAAUGAAAAGGAUUUUGUUGCUUCACCAGUUCUUGUUGAAGAUAUUGCAGCUAUGGAGGAAGUAGAUUUAGUUUCUUUAUUUGAUAUUGAUAAAGAAAGUGAAGAAAUUAGAAAAUUAUCGAUUCCUCCUCCUGGAAAAGGGGAAAGAAUAUAUGAAAUUGAUCCACUUUUAAGCAAUCAUCGUGAACAUCUUGAAUAUAGAUAUUCACAUUACAAGAAAAUACGUGAAGCAAUUGACAAAUAUGAAGGUGGUUUGGAGGCGUUUUCACGUGGUUAUGAGAAAUUAGGUUUCACUCGAAGCAAAACAGGUAUCACAUAUAGAGAAUGGGCACCUGGGGCAAAGUCUGCUUCACUUAUUGGAGAUUUCAACAACUGGAAUCCAAAUGCUGAUGUUAUGACCCGGAAUGAAUUUGGUGUGUGGGAGAUCUUUUUGCCAAACAAUGUUGAUGAUUCUUCACCUAUUCCUCAUGGUUCUCGAGUAAAGAUUCGUAUGGAAACGCCAUCUGGCAUCAAAGACUCGAUUCCUGCUUGGAUAAAGUUUUCAGUACAGGCACCUGGUGAGAUUCCUUAUAAUGGAAUAUACUAUGAUCCACCACAAGAGGAAAAAUACGUGUUUCAACAUCCACGACCAAAGAAGCCGAAAUCUCUUAGGAUUUAUGAGGCACAUGUGGGAAUGAGUAGUACAGAACCAAUGAUCAACACGUAUGCUAACUUUAGAGACGAUGUUCUCCCUCGUAUAAAAAAACUCGGUUACAAUGCAGUUCAAAUCAUGGCUAUUCAAGAGCAUUCAUAUUAUGCUAGCUUUGGGUACCAUGUGACAAAUUUUUUUGCACCUAGUAGUCGAUGUGGAACUCCAGAUGAUCUUAAAUCAAUGAUUGAUAAAGCACAUGAAUUAGGUCUAGUUGUUCUCAUGGAUAUUGUGCAUAGUCAUUCAUCAAACAACACAUUAGAUGGUUUAAAUAUGUUUGAUGGAACUGAUAGUCAAUACUUUCAUUCUGGAGAAAGGGGUUAUCAUUGGAUGUGGGAUUCUCGCCUUUUUAACUAUGGACAUUGGGAGGUGUUAAGAUAUCUUCUUUCAAAUGCAAGAUGGUGGUUGGAUGAAUAUAAGUUUGAUGGAUUUAGAUUUGAUGGAGUCACUUCAAUGAUGUAUACACAUCAUGGUUUACAGGUAGCUUUUACUGGAAACUACAGUGAGUAUUUUGGGUUAACAACUGAUGUUGAUGCUGUGGUUUAUUUGAUGCUUGUUAAUGAUCUUAUUCAUGGCCUCUUCCCUCAAGCAAUCUCCAUUGGUGAAGAUGUGAGUGGAAUGCCAACAUUUUGUAUUCCUGUACAAGAUGGUGGUGUGGGAUUUGAUUAUCGUUUGCAUAUGGCAGUUGCUGAUAAGUGGAUUGAGCUUCUUAAGCUAAGGGAUGAAGAUUGGAAAAUGGGAGAUAUAAUUCACACACUUACUAACAGAAGAUGGUCAGAAAAGUGUGUUUGUUAUGCAGAAAGUCAUGAUCAAGCUUUAGUUGGUGAUAAAACUAUUGCAUUUUGGCUUAUGGAUAAGGAUAUGUAUGAAUUCAUGGCAUUAGAUAGACCUUCAACUCCUCUUAUAGAUCGUGGAAUUGCAUUGCAUAAAAUGAUACGUCUUAUUACAAUGGGAUUAGGUGGAGAAGGAUAUUUAAAUUUCAUGGGAAAUGAAUUUGGGCAUCCUGAGUGGAUAGAUUUUCCAAGAGCUGAUCAACAGCUUCCAGAUGGAAGGUUUAUACCUGGGAAUGGUAAUAGCUUUGAUAAGUGUAGGCGAAGAUUUGAUCUGGGCGAUGCCGAUUAUUUAAGAUACCAUGGAUUGCAAGAAUUCGAUCAGGCUAUGCAACAUCUUGAAGAAGCUCAUAAUUUCAUGACUUCAGGACACCAAUAUAUAUCAAGGAAACACGAGGGCGAAAAAGUAAUUAUAUUUGAAAGAGAAGACUUGGUUUUCGUGUUUAAUUUCCAUUGGUAUAACAGUUAUUCAGACUACAGGGUCGGAUGUUUACACCCCGGAAAGUAUAAGAUUGCCCUAGACUCUGAUGAUAGCUUAUUUGGAGGCUUCGAUAGACUCGACCAUGAGGCAGAAUUUUUCACCUUUGAAGGAAACCAUGAUAACCGACCUCGAUCAUUUAUGGUGUAUGCACCUGCCCGAACUGCAGUGGUUUACAAGCUCAUAACUGAUGUGGUGGACCCCACACCAUUAGGGCAGCAUCAAAUUAGUUGACCGGAUUCUGGAUGCUGACGUGGCAUAAAAUUUGGGGGGAUUUUUGUUGGUAAUCUUGUUGUUAGCACUAAUAAAGUAAGGUAAUUGCGGUGUAUGUGUAGUUAAAAUGUUUGUUGCAAUGUAUAGCCU